This is a messenger RNA of Balaenoptera musculus (blue whale), 1455 nucleotides long. It is a transcript of the gene PROCR, whose product is annotated as protein C receptor. The coding region runs from base 152 to 880 and encodes 242 amino acids. Gene Ontology annotation, biological process: negative regulation of coagulation. The transcript has 4 exons. The record is from RefSeq and is a predicted model, not a curated record. Lineage: Eukaryota; Metazoa; Chordata; Mammalia; Artiodactyla; Balaenopteridae. Gene Ontology annotation, molecular function: signaling receptor activity.
CCCAUGCCCGGGCCACCUUCCAGCCUCCUCCGUCCAGUCUCCUCCCCUCCCAGAGAGUCCUCACUUCUUUUUCCCCUAGGCUGCAGUCAGCCGGAGGCCCCAGCGUGCCAGAGCCAAGAGCCCAGGUGGGGUCGAGAACCUCAGCUACAGGAUGUUGACAACACUGCUGUCCCUGCUGCCACUACUGCUCCUGCCCCGCUGGGCCCUCUGCAGCCAGGAAGCCUCAGAUGGCCCGCGGUACCUCCACAUGAUCCAGGUCUCCUACUUCCGCAACCCCUCUCAAGUGUGGCACCGGGGCAACGCGACGCUGGGGGGAGUCCUGACGCACGUUCUGGAAGGCCCGGGCAACAACGUCUCGAUCCAACAGCUGCAGCCCUUGCAGGAGCCCGAGAGCUGGGCUCUCACAAAGAACAGCCUGAAUCGCUACCUGCAGGAGUUCCUGGGCCUGGUGCAGGUGGUGCACCACGAGCGGGGCGUGGCCUUUCCUCUGACCAUUCGCUGCUUCCUGGGAUGUGAGCUGCCUCCUGAGGGCUUGAAAGCCCGUGUCUUCUUCGAAGUGGCUGUGAAUGGGAGCUGCUUUAUGAAUUUCCAACCGAAGACAGCCUCAUGGACAGCAGGGCCUCAGGCACCUUCCAGUGUGGUCACCUACGCCCUGGAGCAGCUCAACAAGUACAAUCGUACUCGGUACGAACUGCGGGAAUUUCUGCAGGUCACCUGUGUGCAGUACGUGCAGAAACACAUCACCGGGAACAACUCGAAAGGAAGCCAAAUAGGCCGCUCCUACACUUCGCUGGUCCUGGGCAUCCUGGUGGGCUGUUUCAUCAUCACUGGAGUGGCUGUAGGCAUCUUCUUGUACACAGGUGGACGGCGGCGGUGUUAAUUACUCUCCAGACCUCUCUGGAAAAGAGCUAGACUGAUGGGGGCUGGCAAAGGAAGAUCUCAGCUCACUGCAAAACUGUACAGUUUCUCUAUCUGGGACAUUAUACUCCAGAAGAUUUAGAGUGGCAGCUCAUUUCUUCUCCAAGAUCCGCCCACCAAGAGUUUGAGGGAGGGGAGGGGAGGAGCCUAGGUAGACAGGGUAGUUGGUUUGCUAAGAACCUAAGAACUGGCACCUUUGCUGAAUUGGUCUGAGAAGUGAAUGCUUAUCUAUAUUUGUGGAAAACAGAUGAUGGAGUUGGGGCAACAGAGGUGGUCUGUGGCCCACCCAUCUUGCAAAGACAGAAUCACCUGAGGCGUUCAAAACACAUAACCAAAUAAAACAAGUCAUCCACAACCCAAACAACCAACAUUCAGUGCUUCCGGGUAUGUUAGACUUGGGAAGGGACACUGGUAUUAUACAAUAGAGGUAGAAAUAACCAGAGAAAUGAUGGAAGUGUGCAAUCGAAGUAAUAUGGGAGCAAGGAAUUAUUAAUUAAUCAAUUAAUAAUAACAUUAAUAAAAUUCCUUGCUUAUGUA